CCUGAAAGGUAAAUAAAAAUACAUUAUAUUUCUUUUGAUACAUUCUUUUAAAAGAAUAUUGGAGUUUCUAAGUAUCUUAUUAAUUUUAUUCUAGACUUGAAGGAAGAAUACUCAGAUCCAAUUUUUCCAGAAAAAAAAUAACUGAGAAUGACACAAAAAUGCUUGAGGAGAUGAGAGACCUGUGCAAAAGAUACAAAGGUUUCUUAGUUGCAUGGAUCUUGCAUUUUGGAAGCAAAUGGCACAUAAAUUUUGAAGAUGGGAAGAAUCUCAUCAGCAAAAUUUUGAUGAAGUGCUUGAAAGGAAAGCAAUAUCGAUGGUGCGAUGGGAUGGCACUUUCCUUGUAUACAAAAAGUGUGUACUAUCAGUCUCUUGGCUGGCAAGGAGAUCUGGUUGAAGACAUCAAAAAAUGUAUUGAUGAUCAACCAGAGGAAUCAUUAGAAGAAAAGGAGGUUCUGGAACGGGUAGAGCACAAUAUCAUUAGCAAAUUACAAUCUAAAGACUCAUAUGCCCUCUCAUGGCUAAACUGGAACACUUCUGUGAAGAUGAAGCAUACAAACAAGUAUGUGUCUGCAGUGGCAGUAAAGGCAGUGGUUUUCAGAGAGGAAUUCAUUGAUAUUAGGAAAGAGGAUUUUGAGAGAGAAGUCAAGGGGAUCUGCGAAAAUGCAAUUGGCUGCCCCAUUUACUUUUCUAAAGAAAAUUUUGAGUGCACGAUAGCAGAACAGCGCAACAGGUCAGCAGAAAGGACAGAGCCAAAAAAAGGACACAAAAUUCCAAAGUCAAUGCUGUCAACAGCCUUACAAGAGUGGAUGAAUGAAGGUGAUCUGGAAGCAGAAAUUAAGAUUCCUGAGACAGAAAGAAACUGCUGUGAACCAUCAUCUGUUGACAUAGAUCUGGUGAAAGCUCUGGAAGAGCAGAUCAUAACAACACUGCGAGCUGAAACUGAUGAAGCAGAGACACAAGGUGAAGCCUCUGAGGUUCAAGAUAUUAUGUCACCGUUUACCAAGUCAUCCUAUGAGACCUGGACACCAAAACGACGAGCAUGCUUUGAGAAGGGAUUCAAAUAUGCAUUCAAAAAAAUGAAAGAAGCAGAGGAAGAGGGGAAUCCUGGCGAUGAAGUAAAUGAUCCCAGUGACGAAGAAAUUGAGCAGACCAGGAGGCAGCUGUUUCCAGAAGGAGUUUUUGGUGUCCUACCAUGUUCUAUGUCAACUCCAAAACAAAAAGAAGACAUGCAUGAUCACAUAAGUGUAACCACAGAAAAAAUGUCAUCAGAUGAAAAACAAGAGAAAGAAAAAGAAAGCAAACUAUAUAAAUUCUGCAUUUGUCACAAGAGGAGGUAUGGGAGAAAAUGGAUUAUGAUCGAAUGUUCAGGUGACGUAGCAAAUUGUCCAGGAAGCAAAUGGUUCCAUAUGGAAUGUGUUGGGAUGUCCGAAAAGCCACCCAAAAGCGAAGACUGGUUCUGCGUGGACUGCAUGCGGGAGAGACAACCAGGGUUGGUAGAUUCUUGUGGGGCUUCAAGCCAAAUCGAUGUUGGAAAAAAGCCAAAUUAAGCCAAAAUGUAAACGAGGCGGCAAAACAAUAGAAAAUUUC
Rhopilema esculentum is the source of this 1587-nucleotide messenger RNA. The record is from RefSeq and is a predicted model, not a curated record. NCBI's taxonomy places the organism in Eukaryota, Metazoa, Cnidaria, Scyphozoa, Rhizostomeae, Rhizostomatidae.